Molecule: messenger RNA, 2401 nt
Organism: Clarias gariepinus (North African catfish)
Lineage: Eukaryota; Metazoa; Chordata; Actinopteri; Siluriformes; Clariidae
Gene: flot2b
Product: flotillin 2b
Exons: 11
Coding region: 112-1398 (428 amino acids)
Biological process (GO): protein localization to plasma membrane; regulation of myoblast differentiation
Cellular component (GO): plasma membrane
Source: RefSeq, a predicted model, not a curated record
CACUGGCAAGCCUUCCAUUCAGUAAAGUAUUGGAUCAAAUAAACACAGUUACACAAUCUCGAGCUGUCACUUGCUUUAUCUGCAGUGUGUAUUGUUCUACCACAUGCGAUUAUGGGCAGCUGCUUGACUGUAGGACCGAAUGAAGCCCUCGUUGUAUCAGGUGGCUGUUGUGGAUCGGACAGUAAGACCUAUGUGGUGGGUGGAUGGGCUUGGGCGUGGUGGUUCCUAUCUGAUGCACAAGCACUUACGCUUGAGAUUAUGACUUUACAACCCAAGUGUGAAAGCGUGGAGACGGCGGAAGGAGUGGCCAUUACAGUCACCGGAGUAGCUCAGGUGAAGGUUAUGACUGACUGCGACUUGCUGGCUAUUGCUUGUGAGCAGUUUUUGGGGAAGUCUGUUAUGGAAAUAAAGGCUGUGGUGCUGCAAACUCUAGAAGGGCAUUUACGCUCAAUUUUAGGUACUUUAACAGUUGAACAAAUCUACCAGGACAGAGACAAAUUUGCUCAGCUCGUGCGUGAGGUCGCAGCACCCGAUGUGGGCCGAAUGGGCAUCGAGAUCCUAAGCUUCACCAUCAAAGAUGUGUACGAUAAGUUGGACUACCUGAGCUCGCUGGGGAAAACGCAGACGGCUGCUGUACAGAGGGACGCAGACAUCGGUGUAGCCGAGGCAGAAAGAGAUGCCGGAAUUAGAGAAGCUGAGUGCAAGAGAGAGAUGAUGGAUGUGAAGUUCUUAGCCGACACCAAAAUGGCUGACUCCAAGAGGGAGCUGGAGCUUCAGAAGGCAAUGUUUAACCAGGAAGUGAACACUAAGAAAGCAGAGGCUCAGCUGGCAUACGAGCUCCAGGCAGCUAAGGAGCAGCAGAAAAUCCGUCUGGAGGAGAUUGAGAUUGAGGUGGUGCAGAGGAAGAAGCAGAUUACCAUCGAGGAGAAAGAAAUCGACAGGACCGAAAAGGAGCUGAUCGCUACAGUCAAGCGUCCUGCCGAGGCCGAGGCUUACAAGCUGCAGCAGCUGGCAGAAGGCCACAAGGUAAAGAAGGUGUUGAUCGCACAUGCCGAGGCGGAAAAGAUUCGGAAGGUCGGAGAGGCGGAGGCUAAAUCUAUUGAAGCGGUGGGCAAAGCCGAGGCGGAGAAAAUGAAGCUGAAGGCAGAAGCCUACCAGCAGUAUGGGGACGCAGCCCAGACCGCUCUGGUCUUAGAGGCACUUCCAAAGAUUGCUGGCAAAGUGGCUGCACCUCUGUCCAAAACCAAUGAGAUUGUGAUUCUAAGCGGAGAGAGCAGCAAAGUGACCGGGGAAGUGACUCGCCUACUGGCUGAGCUUCCUGUCACUGUCAAUGCCCUCACAGGAGUGGAUCUGUCCAAGAUGCCUCUGCUACAGAAGAUGACCAGUGCUCAAGCCUGAAAUGUGAUUGAGUUCGAUCCCAUUUUUUCUUAAUAUAUUUUAUGCACUCACUAUGAAUGCCUUUGGAACACUACGAGUUAAAAUGGCGACAUUCAGAAAUGAUUUUUGAUGCCUCUGGUGCCUUAAUGUUUUAUAGGACCAGAAUAUUUGCAUGUACUGCUGCUCCUCAUUUCCCGUUCAUGUUUCUGUGUUGUUCUUAUUUAUUCGUGACUCAUUGGGUACAUUAUACUACAUAUUGGAAGAUGCUAACCUACAGAUUUUUGUUGUUGUGUUAUAUUCUGUAUGCACGUAAACUCCUGUUUCAUUAAUAGGGUGUUUUUGUUAACUUUUAAGCUGUCUGUGGUGCGGGCCCUUAUGUUUCAUAGUGUACAAUUAUUUUAGGAAUUGCUAAAAUUGCUGUUCAAGUCUACAGAGUACUCUCUCUCUCUCUCUCUCUCUCUCUAUCUAUAUAUAUAUAUAUAUAUAUAUAUAUAUAUAUACACACACACACACACUACCAGUCAAAAGUUUGGACACCUUCUAAUUCCAUAGUCCCUUAUUUCUCCUUCUUUCUACACUGUAAUACAAUGUUUAAAGCAUCCAAAAUAUGCUAUAAUGUCCUUUAAACAAUUGAUGUUGAGAUGUGUCUGCUUCUUAUGCUCUGUCAAACCUUCAUAAUGGCUCUAAUCUGAGGUGCUGUUAAUUGGUGAUUUUUGAGGCUGGUAACUCUAAAUGUACUUCUCUGCAGCAGAGAUAAGUACAGAGAUGAGCCAGUUUCAUCAUGGUGCUUGAUGGGUUUUGUAAAUGCACUUGACAAUACUGUAAUUGCAAGAACAAUUCCAGAGCAGCUGACUUUCAUGUCUUAAAAUAAGAACUUACUUCUUGUUGUUUCAUAAUUACUUAAUGCCAAAUGUGUUAUUUUAGGAAAAAUCUAGUAUUGAAAAUAAAUCCAAACUUUUGACAGGUACUAUAUGUAUAUACAGUAUACAUGUGUGUAUGUGUGUGUGGUUUAUACACACACACA